UAUCAAGAGACAGGAUCAACUUCUGCCCACUUUGCAUUCCGGAUAGAUGGCGCCGCUUUUCCCCCAAAACAUUUUAAGUUGAACGCGAAAGAAAUGUCUCUGAUGGGUGGAACGCUAGCGCGGUUUAUCACAGCACUGUUUCCGACGAAGAAAUCGAGUCUAGCUCAGAUGCCGCUCGUGUAAACAUCAUUUAAGCAUCGGCGAGCGUCAGCGCAUCGGGCGGACUGCAGCAUCCACCUGAAUCUCCUCAGCCUCCGCCUCCCUGAGAGAUUACUCCCGACCGGAGACCGGGGGCUAUGGCUGCCGAUGGAGGAUGCGGGGAAUCGGUGGAACAUUACCGGGCCGAGGUGGAGAGGCUGACCCGAGAGCUCGCAGAGGCGAACCGGGAGAAGAUCCGGGCUGCGGAAUGCGGUCUGGUGGUGCUGGAGGAGAACCAGACGCUCAAGCAGCAGUACGCCGAGCUCGAGACCGAGCAGGAGGCUCUCAAACAGGAGCUGGAGCAGCUGCAGGAGGCAUUUGGCCAGGCGUACACCAACCAGCGUAAAGUCGCCGAGGAUGGCGAGACGAACGAAGAGACGCUGCUGCAAGAAUCUGCCUCCAAAGAGGCCUAUUACACGGGACGUCUGGUGGACCUUCAAAGCCAGCUCAACGUGAGCAGCUCAGUGGCCUCCAACGCCCAAGCAGAGGCCGAACGCCUCAACGCUCUUGUGCAGGAACUCAGAGAGAAUAAUGAGAUGUUAGAGCUGCAGAGGAACAGGAUGAGAGAGGAAAUCCGAGAGUAUAAGUUCAGAGAGACCAGACUGCUGCAGGACUACACUGAACUGGAGGAGGAGAACAUCACCCUACAGAAACUAGUGUCAACACUCAAACAGAAUCAGGUGGAAUAUGAGGGUCUAAAGCAUGAAAUCAAAGUCCUUGAGGAAGAGACAGUGCUGCUCAACAGCCAGCUGGAAGACGCUUUGCGUUUGAAAGACAUUUCUGAAGGCCAGUUAGAAGAGGCGCUGGAUGCUCUGAAGAGUGAGAGAGAGCAGAAGAACAAUCUGAGAAAGGAGCUGGCCCAUCAGCUCAGCCUGACGGACAGCGUGUACGGAGCCAGCACUCACCUGGCCAUCUCUGCCGUAGAGGGUUUGAAGUUCGCAGAGGAGGCGGCGACCAAUGGCACAUCCGCGGCUGGGUCCAGUCCAAACAACGAGGACCGUAACCGCUGUAAUGAGUGCAAUGGGCAUGGCCCAAAGGUUAAUGGAGAAUAUCACAGACCGGGAGGCAGGAAGGGAGAGGUGCUUCACCCAGUGUCUGAUCUCUUCAGCGAACUCAACCUGUCUGAGAUACAGAAGCUCAAACAACAGCUCCUACAGGUUGAACGAGAGAAGGCGAUUCUACUUUCCAACCUGCAGGAGUCUCAAACUCAACUGCAGCACACGCAGGGCGCUUUAACUGAGCAGCACAAACGCGUUCACCGCCUUACGGAGCGCUUCAAUGCUAUGAAGCGCCUCUACAGUGACAAGGAGUUUGACACCGAGGAGUCUGAGAAGAACGAAGUGCCCAUUAACGGUUGCUGCGAUUAUGAGGCAGACAUCAAUGGAAUGGAGCUUCUGGAGUGCAAAUACAGAGUUGCCGUGACUGAGGUCAUUGACUUGAAGGCGGAGCUCAAGGUAUUGAAGGAAAAAUACAACCAGUCUGUGGAGAACCAAUCAGAAGAGAGCAACCACGGCGAAGGGAAGAUCCAGGCUCUCGAAGAGCAGGUGAAACGGUUGGAGAAAGCCUGCCGUGAGGGCCGCGAGCGGGUUAGCAGCCUGGAGGUGGAGCUCCGGUGUGCUUCAGUUAUGGCUAGCGAAAGUAACGGCAUGCUGAACACAGCUCAGGACGAGCUGGUUACGUUUAGUGAGGAACUUGCUCAGCUUUACCACCACGUCUGCUUGUGCAACAACGAAACGCCGAACCGAGUCAUGCUGGACUACUACCGUCAGAGCCGGGUUACGCGUAGCGGCAGUCUCAAAGGCCCUGAGGACCCCAGAGCACUGCUUUCUCCACGUUUAGCUCGCCGUAUCGCUGCUGCUAACUCAGACGUGUCCAAAAGUCCUCAAGACUCUCCAUCAAAGGAACCCCUUGGAGAAGGAACUAAAGGGGAAGGAGGAAGUCCCAACAAAACCCCCUUUGGUUCACCAAUCAAUGGUUCAUCUCUCUCAACAUCCACAGUUCCGGAAACAGGUGAUCUCCGCAGGGAACCCAUGAACAUCUAUAACCUCAACGCCAUUAUCCGUGACCAGAUCAAGCACCUGCAGAAGGCUGUGGACCGCUCGCUGCAGCUCUCCAGGCAGAGGGCUGCGGCACGGGAGUUGGCACCCAUCCUAGAUAAGGACAAAGAAGUCUGCAUGGAGGAGAUCCUGAAACUCAAAUCUCUCUUGAGCACCAAGAGAGAGCAGAUCGCCACAUUACGUCUAGUCCUGAAAGCCAAUAAACAGACUGCCGAGGUGGCCCUUGCCAACCUGAAGAGCAAAUAUGAAAAUGAGAAAUGCAUGGUGACGGAGACAAUGAUGAAGCUUAGAAAUGAACUAAAGGCCCUCAAAGAAGACGCAGCCACCUUCUCCUCACUGAGGGCAAUGUUUGCCACAAGAUGUGAUGAGUACGUAACUCAGCUGGAUGAGAUGCAGAGGCAGCUGGCUGCCGCAGAAGAUGAAAAGAAGACUCUGAACUCCCUCUUGCGAAUGGCCAUUCAGCAGAAACUGGCCCUCACCCAGCGCCUCGAGGACCUAGAGUUCGACCACGAGCAGUCGCACUGUGGCCGUGGGGGGAAAGUGCCAAAAAUUAAGAGCAGCCCUCAAAAAUCUCUCUUAGAUUGUCAGCAGCCUGCUGCCUCAGUACCGCCAACCUCCCCACAACUGAGGCGCGGGAGGGCAUCCACGGUCCACAGUCCUAAAGUGUUGUUAGCUCUUCAAGAGGACCAGAUGACUGCGGCCAACUCCAGACUUCCAUGUGAUCCUUUCAACUGUCUGGCCCAUCAUUCUCAUCUUUUUGGCCCUUAGCCUCCUGUCGUUGGACUCUUAACAGUGACCAGUCCUCACAGAGACGGGGCACAUCAGUCAAUCACGACCUCCAGCCAAUCAGACGCUCCUCUCUAUACGAAGGACCCACCCUAAUUUCCCGCCCGGUUACAGAAAUUGGAUAAAUGAUUCAGUGAUGCCUAUUGUGAAUGCACUAAUUAUCAUUCUGAGUGAGAUGAGAGCAAAUAGAAUUGGACUGAUGUAUUCAUAUUUAUUGAUCUAUUUAUUACUUUAUUUAUUUGUGUUUUGUUUGUUUAUUUUUAAAAUAUGACGUGUGUUGUGUCUGAUUAUUUUAAUACAAAUAUGAUUUUUGAUAUGAAUGCAGUUUUUCCUAAAAAUUGCCACAAAAUUAGUAUUACAUCAACCCAGGAGUAGUAUUUUGGUGUAAGGUGACUUUCUAUCAGUAAAAACUAAUAAUUUGGAAAAAAGUGUGACAUGAUAGAAAGCUGAAGAGGGGCAAAUGGAUUAUUAAGAGACGUGUACAAAUCAUUUUCAAUAAGUAGAAACAAUUUUCAGCAUAACAUUUGAGUGACUUUGAUUUUGACCUUCAAGCUCCCGAGGUGAUGUUUGCGUUACACUGAUGCUACGGUUGAGUUUUGCAAAUCUCAGCUUCUCUAACGUCAUUGCACGUGGAAUUUGUUUCUUUGUCCUUUUUUUAACAGUUUAUUGCAAUGCAUAAAGAUUAUAUUUUAUACCUGAAUUCUCUUUUUUAAUGCCGAAAUGAUGUCAGAUAAGUCUGAGGACUGAGUGGACAUGUAGUCCUAGUAGGGCAAAAAAUCAUGUUAGAGGGAGUAGAUUUAGAGCUUGAGUGAGGCUUGAUCCCAGCGCGCUGCUAAAUUUGAACAUGGGUUUGUUAUUCUCAGAUCUGCUCCAAAAACAGCACACAAGCCCUAUUUACUGUACCCCACAUGCACUACAGAAUCUCUCGAUUUCAUUUUAACUUUAUAUUUAAGUCAUAUCUGACCUUUGCCCCGUAUAAAGCACAAACUUAUUCAUCUAUGCAUUUUGAAACAGGCACAGGAUGGUUUUCAUGUCAUUAGGUCAUCUGUCCUCCAAUCGCGCCGUGAUUUGUACCAGCAGGGCGAGGAGAAAUAUUAGAUGCCGUUGUUUUUAUACGGCAGCAAACCACAAAAACACAUUUUCUCUUUUUCUCAGUUUCACUGAUUGACUGAAAGGUCGUUGAUGGGUCUAGACGAAGAAUCCAUCAGACUCUUCUCAAUGCAUAACUGUAUUCAUUGUGGAAGCAGAACAAAGCUCAGUCUGUUUAAUGACAUGCAAAGAAGGAUAUAAGAUCAAUGGUUGCAUUCACAAUCUCUUUAAGGUCCCAGUUCUCAGUUUCUGUUCAGUUUAACCCAUUCAUUUGGCAUUUUUUGACUAUAUUCAUUUCUUAUUGAGUAUUUUCAAUGAGACAUGAGCAGUUUCAGUUUUAUUAACUACACAUUGUGGUAUAUUUGUUGCCUCUGAAGUGAAAUUUACUAAACACCCACAACAUCACAUGGUGUGUACUGGUGAAAGCAUGAUCUUGCCGCAGGAUAUUUUUAUGUGUAUAACAGUCAUAAGCCACAUACUUUUUUGUGAAAUAAAAGUUAAAAAAAGGUU
Messenger RNA from Puntigrus tetrazona (Sumatra barb), 4640 nucleotides. It is a transcript of the gene bicd1a, whose product is annotated as bicaudal D homolog 1a. Bases 297 to 3023 code for a protein of 908 amino acids. Gene Ontology annotation, biological process: protein localization to organelle; regulation of microtubule cytoskeleton organization; positive regulation of receptor-mediated endocytosis. Gene Ontology annotation, cellular component: Golgi apparatus; cytosol. The transcript has 9 exons. The record is from RefSeq and is a predicted model, not a curated record. Lineage: Eukaryota; Metazoa; Chordata; Actinopteri; Cypriniformes; Cyprinidae. Gene Ontology annotation, molecular function: dynein intermediate chain binding; dynactin binding; dynein complex binding.